This is a messenger RNA of Pelagomonas calceolata, 501 nucleotides long. The record is from the annotation of a GenBank genome assembly. NCBI's taxonomy places the organism in Eukaryota, Pelagophyceae, Pelagomonadales, Pelagomonadaceae.
AUGGCAGAGACGGAGGAGAGCGAACCCUCGACGCCGACGACGAGGCGCCGCAAGCCCUACGGCCUCCUCCACGUGCACUGCGUCGAUGUUGUGCUGGACCGCGGCUGCCUGCGGACGGCCGCGGCCGUGCGGCUGCAGCUCGGCUGCGGCGCGCAGCGGCAGACUUGCUCCGGCGCCGUCGAGCGCGACGACGACGGUUCGGGGCGAGCCUACCUGCGUCGCCAGGCCGCGGCCUUCGAGGUCAAGGCGUCGAGGCACGCCCCGCGCCAAAUAACGAUCGCCGUCGCGGGCGACGAGGGCCAUCCCGAGGCCGUCGGGACCUUGGACGUGACGCGGCUCCUCGAGAGUGAGAGCCACUUUCUGGACGAACACAUCCUCCUGGAGCCCCGAGGCGCAACGGUGCGCGUCGCGUGCGCGUUCGACGUCCUCGAGGCGCCGCUGCGGCCGCGCGACGUGGUCGCGUGGUCCGGUCUGCUGCGGCCCGAGCGCAUCUACCCGCUG